This is a messenger RNA of Grammomys surdaster, 540 nucleotides long. RefSeq names its product coagulation factor VIII-like. The annotation marks the transcript as partial. The transcript is spliced from 3 exons. Lineage: Eukaryota; Metazoa; Chordata; Mammalia; Rodentia; Muridae. The record is from RefSeq and is a predicted model, not a curated record.
GUUUUCUUUGGCAAUGUGGAUUCAUCUGGGAUUAAGCACAAUAGUUUUAAUCCUCCAAUUAUUGCUCGAUACAUCCGUUUGCACCCCACUCAUUCUAGCAUCCGUAGUACUCUUCGCAUGGAGUUGAUGGGCUGUGAUUUAAACAGUUGCAGCCUACCAUUGGGAAUGGAGAGUAAAGUAAUAUCAGAUACACAAAUUACUGCCUCAUCCUACUUCACCAAUAUGUUUGCCACUUGGUCUCCUUCACAAGCUCGACUUCACCUCCAGGGAAGGACUAAUGCCUGGCGACCUCAGGUGAAUGAUCCAAAAGAAUGGUUGCAAGUGGACUUACAAAAGACAAUGAAAGUCACUGGAAUAAUAACCCAGGGAGUGAAAUCUCUUUUUACCAGCAUGUUUGUGAAAGAGUUCCUUAUCUCCAGCAGUCAAGAUGGCCAUCACUGGUCUCAAAUUUUACACAAUGGCAAGGUAAAGGUAUGUUCUCAUAAAAAAGGCACAGUGUUCAUGGUGACUCAAGUCUGUAAUCCUUUCACACAGUUAUAG